Messenger RNA from Spodoptera frugiperda (fall armyworm), 759 nucleotides. RefSeq names its product anaphase-promoting complex subunit 15B-like. The transcript is spliced from 3 exons. Gene Ontology annotation, cellular component: anaphase-promoting complex. Gene Ontology annotation, biological process: regulation of mitotic cell cycle spindle assembly checkpoint. The record is from RefSeq and is a predicted model, not a curated record. NCBI's taxonomy places the organism in Eukaryota, Metazoa, Arthropoda, Insecta, Lepidoptera, Noctuidae. The coding region runs from base 114 to 509 and encodes 131 amino acids.
UGUAUUGUUUGAAAAUUUUGAAAUUGAUGUUGUUUGUUUUGCAGUGCAUUGAAAUACGAAUAAAUUACUGUAUAGCCGUUAUUAUUUAACAAGUAACUUUAAAAACUAGAAAAAUGAAUAUUCCUUUCCCAGUUUUGACUCCGCGUUUAGUAGACCCCUUGUGGUUUAACGCAGAUAGUCCAUGUGACGAAGAAACUGAGUUAACUGCUUUGGAACAAGCAAACCAACUUUGGUUGAACUCUAUUGGCCAGCAGUACAUGAAGCGUGCCCCACUUGGGAAAGCUGAUCCUGAGCCUAUGGAGGAAGAAGCAGACACUGACGAGGAGGAAGGUAAUGAUGAAUCAGACGAAUCUGAGGAAUCUCAUGAUGAAGAUGAAGAGGAGGACGUUCCAGCUUCAUACUCCCCUGCCCGGAACAAUAAUGAGUUGGAACCGGACAGCUUAGAUGAUAUCAACGAUGGAACUGAUCUCAACAGCUCCGAUCAAAGUGCACUAUGGCCUAUACAAUAGCUAGUAUUAAAUAUUAGACUUUUAAAUUGGUGAUUUUAAAGGCAGAUUUUACUUUGAAUCUGGUAGUCAGUGUAUGUCUUUUUCGUUGUGAUUUUGAUCUUGCGUAGCCUGCCUUUGAGUCAUAUAGUCAAAUAUAUUGUCACCAUUAUGUGUAAGAAUCUAUUUAUUGCAACAUACAUUGUUUUGACUGAACAUAAGGACUAAGAUUAAUGUAUAAAUAAAACCUCUUUUUAAAAAAAGGGAACCAUCU